Coniophora puteana RWD-64-598 SS2 is the source of this 642-nucleotide messenger RNA. RefSeq lists its product as uncharacterized. The record is from RefSeq and is a predicted model, not a curated record. NCBI's taxonomy places the organism in Eukaryota, Fungi, Basidiomycota, Agaricomycetes, Boletales, Coniophoraceae. The transcript has a single exon. The coding region runs from base 1 to 642 and encodes 213 amino acids.
AUGCCCGACGCCUCCGCCUCCAAGCGUAUUAAGGCCCUCACCAAGGACAACUAUGUGUCCUGGGCUGUGGACUUCAGUGCUCUAGCUCGCUCCAAGGGGUUCUGCAGGCUUUUGAAGGGUACUGAGACGUGUCUUCAGGAUCCUGACAAGGCUGAGGACUGGGAUACUCGCCAGGAGAAGGCAGGUGGCGAGCUCAUGCUCUCCCUGUCUGAGGAGCAGCGCAUCCAUGUCAAGGGCAAGGAGGAUGAUCCCACUGCUAUGUGGGACGCUCUCCAGGCUGUCCAGCAGAAGAUCCCUGGCACUUGCUCCAACACUUUCGACGACUUCUUCGCCCUUAGGAAGCGCCCUGAGGAGUCCCUCAGCUCCCUCAUUGCUAGGGUGGACACCCUCUAUGCCAGGAUCAAGGACCUUCGCCCUCCUGCCUACACCCUCGACUUUCUGGACCAGGAGCUGGCCUGCAUGGCGCUCAUUCGUGCUCUCCCUGAGGAGUACUCUCACUUUGUCUCUGCCCUCAUGCUCCAGUCCACCCUGGACAAGGAUGCUGUGGUGCAAGUGUUCAUCCAGGAGGAGAACAACAGGACUCGACGCUCUACAGCGCCUGUGGCCUCCUCAGAGGCUGUCCUCGCCGUCUCGCUGGUGUAG